Molecule: messenger RNA, 3278 nt
Organism: Jaculus jaculus (lesser Egyptian jerboa)
Lineage: Eukaryota; Metazoa; Chordata; Mammalia; Rodentia; Dipodidae
Gene: Rcbtb2
Product: RCC1 and BTB domain containing protein 2
Exons: 14
Coding region: 376-1959 (527 amino acids)
Molecular function (GO): protein binding
Source: RefSeq, a predicted model, not a curated record
GAGGCUGACGAGGGCCGGUUGGGGUGUCGCCUCGGCCCUUGGGUCCUUUCCCCAGAGCAGUUUCCCCGAGAUUGCAGCCCCUAACCGGCUCGGACUCGUGGCCAAGUGUGCUUUAGUAGACUGCAGACUUUGGGCCCCAUGAGGAAAUAUUUUACUGAGUUUGGUGACAUACAUCUGAAAUUCUAGCACUGGGGAAACUGAGGCAGCAAGAUGGCAAGUUUGAAGCCAGCCUGAGCUACAUAUUAUGUUAACUUUGUUCUAGAAGACGGCUUGAAAAGGACCUAGAAGGAACACAGUUGAUUAAAGAUGACUAAACACUGGUCUCCAGACAUUUAAAACAAUCAGUCAAUACAGGCUACUCUGUCAUCAUUGAAAAUGUUAGAUGUGGGAAAGUGGCCAAUUUUUUCCCUUUGUUCUGAGGAAGAAUUGCAGCUAAUUCGUCAGGCUUGUGUCUUUGGCAGUGCUGGCAAUGAAGUUUUAUAUACUACAGUAAAUGAUGAGAUUUUUGUGCUUGGCACAAACUGCAAUGGCUGUCUGGGAGUAGGAGACAUUCAGAGUACCAUUGAACCUCGAAGACUGGAUUCUUUAAGUGGCAAAAAGAUAUCUGGCCUCAGCUAUGGGAGUGGCCCCCACAUUGUCCUUGUUACAACAGAUGGAGAAGUUUUUACUUGGGGUCAUAAUACAAAUGGUCAACUUGGCAAUGGAACAACUAGUCAUGGUUUAGUGCCCUGCCACAUCUCCACUAAUUUGUCAAACAAACAAAUCAUUGAAGUUGCAUGUGGGUCUUAUCAUUCUUUGGCCCUAACAUCUGAUGGAGAGGUAUUUGCCUGGGGUUAUAAUAACUCUGGACAGGUAGGAUCUGGAUCUACAGCUAACCAGCCCAUCCCUCGAAGAGUCACUGGAUGUUUACAGAAUAAAGCAGUUGUGAACAUAGCAUGUGGCCAGAUGUGCUCAAUGGCGGUUGUGGACACUGGGAAGGUCUAUGUAUGGGGUUACAAUGGUAAUGGGCAGCUGGGACUGGGCAGCAGUGGCAACCAGCCAACUCCCUGUAGAGUGGCAGCUCUGCAAGGCAUUCGUGUCCAGCGGGUUGCCUGUGGCUAUGCACAUACCUUAGUAUUAACAGAUGAAGGUCAAGUGUAUGCUUGGGGUGCAAAUUCUUAUGGCCAGUUGGGCACUGGCAAUAAAAGCAACCAGUCCUAUCCUACUCCUGUUAUUGUGGAAAAGGACAGGAUCAUAGAGAUUGCAGCCUGUCACUCCACCCACACGUCAGCUGCUAAGACCCAGGGUGGGCAUGUGUACAUGUGGGGCCAGUGUCGGGGCCAGUCAGUGAUCCUCCCUCACCUCACCCACUUCUCCUGCACCGAUGAUGUGUUUGCCUGCUUUGCCACCCCUGCUGUCACCUGGCGCCUCCUCUCUGUGGAACCCGAUGAUCACCUCACUGUGGCUGAAUCACUGAAGAGGGAAUUUGACAACCCAGACACUGCAGACCUCAAGUUUCUGGUUGAUGGAAAAUACAUUUAUGCACACAAAGUUCUUCUUAAAAUUAGGUGUGAGCAUUUUCGUUCUUCAUUGGAGGACAAUGAAAAUGAUAUUGUAGAAAUGAGUGAAUUUUCAUAUCCUGUGUACCGAGCCUUCCUGGAAUACCUAUACACAGAUAGCAUCAGUCUGUCUCCUGAGGAGGCAGUAGGAUUGCUAGAUUUGGCUACAUUUUAUAGAGAAAAUCGUUUGAAAAAGCUCUGCCAACAAACGAUCAAGCAUGGAAUCUGUGAGGAGAAUGCUAUUGCUCUACUCUCUGCUGCUGUGAAAUAUGAUGCUCAGGAUUUAGAAGAAUUCUGCUUCACGUUUUGCAUAAACCAUUUGACUGUAGUAACACAAACUGCAGGCUUUGCAGAAAUGGACCACGAUCUUCUGAAGAGCUUCAUCAGCAAAGCCAGCAAAGUGGGAGCCUUUAAGAAUUGACCCGCCUGUUUGUGAGAAAGAUGUUAAGUCUUCACAUUUGCUGCAAAUGAGCCAUCGAUGGAGAACUUUAAAAAUUGAUCCCAGGGCGGAGAGAUGGUUCAGUGAUUAAGAUGCUUGUUUGCAAAGCCUGACAGCUUGGGUUCAAUUCCCCAGUACCCACGUAAGCCAGAUGCAGGGUGGUGCAUGUAUCUGGAGUAUGUUUAAGGUGGCAGACCAUGGUGUGCCCGUUCUCUCUCUCUCUCUUUUCUAUGUACUUACUAAGAAAUAAAAGUUUAAAAAAUAAUUGAUUCCACCUGUGGGAAAGGAGAUGACAACUCUUCACGUUUCCCUGCAAAACAAGCCACUGAUGAACAAUUUCUCUAUAAUUAACAGUAUUUGUGAUGAAUGUGUCUGGCUGAAUUCUUGUGUUAUGUCAGAAGGAUGGUAGUCAGCCUUCUCCAUCUGCUUAAACUCAAGAGUUUACAUAGGAAGCAUUGACUUCUCUUUCUUCUUUGGAAUCACUUAAGUUUGAUUCCUUUGUCACAUUGGUAUAAUUGUCUGUGCUCUUUUGGCUAGUUGUUCUGGCUGAUAUUGUAGCUGGACAAGGAAGAGUGACUACACACCUUUAGCCUCUAGCAUAGUGCCUUCAGCACAGGCACUCAAGUUAGUGUAAAUCUUAAGGGUGGCCCAAGAAUAGCUUUGUUUGUAGAAUAUAUGAUGCAGGAAUAAGUUAUACAAAAGAAAUUUAGAAUAGCCUGUGAUUAUUAAAGUUCCUUUUAUUCUCGCUUAUUGUUCUCAAAUAUAGCUGAUGUAGAAUUCGCAAAAGGCCUUAGCAAAUAUAUUGUCAAAGGCCCAAGGGCUAAUAAUGAAUCAUUAAUUUCUUAUUUGGGAUUACUGAAUAUUAAGUAUAUCUUUUGGAUGAAUGUUAUUUCUGGUGUCAUCUGCCUUACACAAUGGCCUUUGUUUUUCUUUGUGGUAAGAAUCUCUCUGUAAGUGGAAUGACUAUAUGUUUUUCUUGGCUUUUGUUACUAUAAAAAAUGUUUCUUGAUGGGACCUGAGCAUAAUUGUACUAGAUGAAAGGAACUAAUAGAUUUCAUGGAUUGUGUUAGCAAAAAUGAGAAAAAUGUAUAAGUUUUGGAUGAAAACAAGCCACUCAGUAGCAAAAGAGAAACUAACAGGAAGUAGUAUUAGACUCUUCUAGCAAGUGAUUAAAUAUGUUAUGUAAAGAAAACCUUUUUGGAAAUAGAAAUCUUCUGAUGCAGAAGUAUUUGAUAAUAAAGUGUUUAUUUGUAGAUAACAGAACUAAGAAGCAACAAAAUAAAAAUAAAAUGUCAACCUUA